CAGCUGUGCCUCGUUCCCAAAAGUCAAUCAGCUCAGACACAUGGGUUUUCAGUUAGCAAGCUCACAGAAGGAAGUUGAGGAGCUGAGUGAAGAUUGUUCCCCUCAAAGGACAACUGGUGAAGGGAAAUGCUGUGACUGUAAGCUGAGAUUUCCCAGCUUGGCUUCCCCAACCCUGACUCAGUUCCUGAUCCUGCCCUGAGCAAGCCCCCUCUUUUCGUCUCCACACCCUCUCGUCUAGCCCUCCGCCCGGCCUAGACGGCUCCGUCUCUGCCUCCCGGCUUCGUCCUCCAUCCCUCCGUCUCGCUCUCUCUCCGUCCGCCCAUCCGUCUAGCCCCUCCGCCCGGGUCUUCACCUCUCUUCCUCCGGGCCGCGUACUCGCCGAGCCGAGCCGCCAUGACGGCAGAAGGGGACGCCACGUCGGUGGAGUCGAUGCGUCUGAAGCAGGAGAUCUCCCUGCUGCACGGCGUCUGCCUCAUCGUGGGCAACAUGAUCGGCUCGGGCAUCUUCGUCUCGCCAAAAGGUGUGUUGUUGUACACUGGGUCGUUUGGGCUGUCCCUUGUGAUCUGGGCCAUUGGAGGCGUCUUUUCUGUGUUCGGCGCCCUGUGCUACGCAGAGCUGGGAACCACCAUCCGCAAGUCCGGAGCCAGCUACGCCUACAUUUUAGAGUCCUUUGGUGGCUUCCUGGCCUUCAUCAGGUUGUGGACGUCGCUGAUGAUCGUGGAGCCGGCGUGCCAGGCGGUCAUAGCCCUGACCUUCUCCACCUACCUGGUCCAGCCCUUCUAUCCCACCUGCUCCGCCCCCUACGAUGCCGUCCGGCUCAUAGCCGCAGCCAUCAUUGGUCUUCUGACGUGCAUCAACUGUAUGAAGGUGAAGUGGGGAGCCAUCCUCCAGGUGAUCUCCACCGUUGCCAAGGUGCUGGCCCUCAUAGUCAUCAUCAUCGCCGGGAUGGUGAAACUAGGACAAGGCAAGACAGAGAACUUUGAGGACUCGUUCAAGGGCUCCAAGCGGGACCCCGGGGACAUCGCCCUGGCCCUGUACGCAGCGCUCUACUCCUACUCUGGCUGGGACACGCUCAACUUCAUCACAGAGGAGAUCAAGAACCCAGAGAGGAACCUCCCGUUAUCCAUAGCCAUCUCCAUGCCCAUCGUCACGGUGAUCUACAUCCUGACUAACAUCGCUUAUUACGUUGUCAUGGACGCGGAAACUGUGUUGGCCAGCGAGGCUGUAGCCGUGACGUUUGCGGACGAAGUCCUGGGCUGGGCCCGCUGGCUGAUCCCACUGUCGGUGGCCAUAUCCUGCUACGGCGGCCUCAACUCCUCCAUCAUCGCCGCCUCCAGACUCUUCUUCGUGGGUUCCAGAGAGGGACACCUGCCUAAUGUCCUCUGCAUGAUCCAUGUCAAACGUUACACCCCAAUCCCGGCCCUGCUCUUUAACGGCGGCAUGUCUCUCAUCUACCUGUGCGUGAGGGACGUCUUCCAGCUCAUUAACUACUUCAGCUUCAAUUACUGGCUGUUCAUUGGCCUGUCCAUUGCCAGCCAGAUCUACCUGAGGGUCAAGUUCCCCGACAUGCACCGGCCCGUCAAGCUGAGCCUGUUCUUCCCAGUGGUGUACUGCAUCUGCAGCCUGUUCCUGGUGAUAGUGCCCCUGUACAGCGACACCAUCAACUCCCUGGUGGGCAUCGGCGUGGCGCUGUCGGGCGCCCCCGUCUACUAUAUCUGCAUCCACCUGCCGCCGCGCUCCAGACCCGCCUUCCUGAGCAGGAUGCUGGAUGUGAUCUCCCUCAACACGCAGAAGGUGUGCCUGUGUUGCGUGGCGUCGCCCGACAUCGACCUGGACAACAUAGACCCAGACAAGAUGGAGUGACGGACUGAGGGAGGGGACAGACAGACGGACGGAUGAGGAGAGGUAUGGAAUGAAUGAAUGAACCCAACGCUUUAUGGGUACCGCGGGCAAUGGAGCGGAAGGAGAGGAAGAAACAGACGACGGUGGACAACCAGGAAAUGGACAGGGAGGAGAGGGGGAUGAAAAGAGGAGGAGGAGGAGGAGAGACUGAGCGGAAGGUGGACCUCGCACUCAAACACCCCUCCUCCCAAUAAUUGAGCCUUGCCGAGCCGGGAUUUGAACAGAACUAUAUUUAUGCGGAAAGCUAUUUUGUGUGCAGUACCGUGCGGUUCCUGUGUGUGUUAAGCACAGAGGCUACUUGUGGGUGGAAUUCACCAGCGCACGCGCAAACACGAGCGCAGCUCACCGGUGGUUAAAACCU
This is a messenger RNA of Osmerus eperlanus (European smelt), 2263 nucleotides long. RefSeq names its product Y+L amino acid transporter 2-like. Gene Ontology annotation, biological process: amino acid transmembrane transport. Lineage: Eukaryota; Metazoa; Chordata; Actinopteri; Osmeriformes; Osmeridae. Gene Ontology annotation, molecular function: L-amino acid transmembrane transporter activity; basic amino acid transmembrane transporter activity. The transcript has 12 exons. Bases 394 to 1863 code for a protein of 489 amino acids. The record is from RefSeq and is a predicted model, not a curated record. Gene Ontology annotation, cellular component: membrane.